Epithele typhae is the source of this 1263-nucleotide messenger RNA. Its product is annotated as S-adenosylmethionine decarboxylase. Bases 1 to 1263 code for a protein of 420 amino acids. The record is from RefSeq and is a predicted model, not a curated record. Gene Ontology annotation, molecular function: adenosylmethionine decarboxylase activity. NCBI's taxonomy places the organism in Eukaryota, Fungi, Basidiomycota, Agaricomycetes, Polyporales, Epitheliaceae. Gene Ontology annotation, cellular component: cytosol. The transcript has 3 exons. Gene Ontology annotation, biological process: spermidine biosynthetic process; spermine biosynthetic process.
AUGGCCGACAGCGAGCCCCAAGGCCCGUUUGAGGGGCCGGAGAAACUGCUUGAAAUUUGGUUUGCGCCCUCCCCCGCAGACUGCCCUCAACCGCGCGACAGCGCGGAUGGCAAGACUGGGCUUCGCACCGUUCCCCGCGCCGUUUGGGAAGAGAUGCUUGACAUCGUCAAGUGCAAAAUACUAUCCGUAGUCGAGGGCACGGAGCUUGACGCGUAUUUGCUCAGUGAAUCUUCGUUCUUCGUCUCCCCUCACCGACUUAUCCUCAAGACGUGCGGCACGACGCUCAACCUUCUCGGUCUUCCCCGAAUCCUCGAGAUCGCUCGUGAGCACGCCGGCUUUCCGUCCGUGUACCGCCUUUUCUACUCGCGCAAGGCGUUCAUGUUCCCUGAGCGCCAAAUCGGGCCCCAUCGCGAGUGGACGACGGAGAUCGAGUUCCUCGACAACCUCUUCCCGAACGGCUCCGCGUACACCGUCGGAAAAGUCAACGGCGACCACUGCGCCUCCGCCCGAGGAGGCGACCACAUCCACACCCGCACCGGAAAACGCAAACGCGGACGACGCGCUCGCCUCGGACUACACCAUCGAGAUCCUGAUGACGAACCUAUCCCGGAAGGCAGCGCGCCGUUCUUCUUCAGCGAGCCCGCGGAGGGCUCCGCCGGCGCGCGCGCGGACGGCCUCGCGCUCUCCGCCGCGCUCGGAAUCAGCGACAUCUUCCCGGCGCACAUGACGACUCUCGACGCGUACGCGUUCGCGCCGUGCGGCUACUCCUGCAACGCGCUCCUCAAGUGGCGGCCGGACGCUCCCGCGGCGGGCGCGUCCGCGGAGGGUCCUGGGGAAGGCUACUACACGAUCCAUGUCACGCCCGAGGCGGGCUGGUCGUACGCGAGCUUCGAGUGCAACGUGCCGCUGCCCGCGGCGCCGACGGACCGGCCGACGCGCGUCCCGGACCUGCGCACGCUCGUCCGCCGCGUCGUCGACAUCUUCCGCCCCGGCCGGCUCACCCUCACGCUCUUCAUCUCGAGCGACGCCGCCGAGGGCGAGGACGGGCGCGCGGUGGAGGCGGCGCAGCGCGCGUUCCGGAGCGCGCUCACCCUCCCCGCGGCGAGUGGCGCGGGCGCGGGCGCGGGGGAGGGGCGCGGGUCCGCGGGCCUCUACAAGCGGACGGACAAGAUCAACUACGAGUUCGGCGGGUACGACCUCGCGUUCGCGAGCUUCGAGCUGCGCGAUGCCCCGCCCCCGCCCGCGACCGCGCCGCCGGUCUGA